AAAAUGCUACGAAGCACAAGACUAGAGAUUGAGGACUUAAAACUCAGGGCUUUACAGAGCAAAGGAAGAAGAAAUUAUUAGUUUAGAAGAAAGAAAUAAGGCUUUGGAGAAAGAUUCACAAAGAAAAUCAGUACUGAUUGAGAUGGUAUUUCAACAGUUAACUGAAGCAAAAUCAGAAAUUAAAACUCUUCAAGAAAAGUUAAGGAUGGAAACAGAAAGAAAUAUUAGACUUGAUACAUUCAGAGAGGAAACAAUAUCACUAGAGAGAGAAUAUUAUCCCCAUACAGAAAAUAUUUCUGUGUCUGAUUCUGAAAUUACUCUAACAGCCCCUUGUCUUAAAACAUGCAAAGAAAUUCAAAUUCCAGAGACUGCCCAAUUAAUAUCAUUGCAUGAUGCUUUUGCUGAUUCUGCUUCUGCAAUUUUGUUACGACUACAAAUGACAUCAAUAGCAUAUCUGUGCAUCAACAGGACACCUUUAUCUUAUGACAGUGUGCAUUCUAUCGUUGAUGUACUGCAAAAGCUUAAGGCUCUUCGACUUAGCAAUGUCUGUCUUCCUCCUACCAGUUUGAGCUACAUCCUCAAUGCCUUGUUAACCAAUGAGUCACUACAAGAAUUCACCAUUCAAUUUGAUGACCAAAUGAUGCUGCCUCUCUCCUCCGCAAGUGCUGGUUUUUAUGCACAAGCUAUUUCUAAUAUUAUUCGAAGCAAUUCAACUUUACAGUACAUAUCUAUUCUUGGCCUUAGACUUGGUGAAGCUGGGGUGGGGAAAAUUUUACUUGCUCUUGCAAAGGACAACAAGACUCUUCGACUGCUCACCCUAGACCUGUCUCAUCAAGACACUGCUUACAGAUUUGCUGAAGCUAAUGGCCCCAUUAAAGACAGACUGAGUUUUUCUUAACUGGAAACUUUUGCUUUUGAUGAUACUGACUAUUUUUUUAGUAUAAUAGAUCUAGCUUAGCAACUUUUUGAUGUUGUAUGUUAUUAGUAUAGCUACUAUUAGAAUUUUUGUUGCUGUGUGACACUUUAUUUUAUAAAAGCUGCUAUUAGACUUUUUGACGCUGUGUGUAUCUUUAUAAUUGCUUUUACUUAAUAUAGUAUUUUCUUAAGUUAGUU
Amphimedon queenslandica is the source of this 1113-nucleotide messenger RNA. RefSeq lists its product as uncharacterized. NCBI's taxonomy places the organism in Eukaryota, Metazoa, Porifera, Demospongiae, Haplosclerida, Niphatidae. Bases 143 to 898 code for a protein of 251 amino acids. The record is from RefSeq and is a predicted model, not a curated record. The transcript has 6 exons.